GCCUCCACUUCAUAUUUUGCUUCGACGGUAGUAGUGUCCUUGGGCACACGAUGGGCAGGAGACUGCCGGCGCUGUGUGGCGGCGGCGGCGGCCGGGCGGCGACGACGCGGGUGAGGAGGAAGCGGGUGCAGCGGGCGGCCUACUCCUCCCCGCCCUCCAAGCUCGCCGUGGCGGCGCUGGCCGGGGCCGGCGGCGGCAAGGCCGGUAAUAAGGGUAGUAGUCCACUAGGAGUUGGAGGGUGCUACGUCGAUGGCAACGGCGCGCUGAUGGUGGAGGUGGGCGGCGCCGGCGCGGCGGGGGCCAGGAAGAAGGACGGCGGCGGGCGGCGGGUGAUGGUGCUGGCGGACGGCCGCGCCGAGGCGGCGGGCGCGCUGCAGUGGGCGCUGUCGCAGGCCGUCCGGAGCAACGACACCGUCGUCCUCCUCACCGUCCUCAAGCCGGUCACCCAAGACGCUGUUAGUGAUUCUUGCGUGAAGAUGCUGGGGACGAAGAGCCAGCAGCACCUCGACGCGUUGAAGAUCCUGUGCGAAUCAACAAGGCCAGAGGUGAAGGUGGAGACGUGCGCGGUGGAGGCCGAGGAGCGCGCGCCGGCGGUGGUGGAGGCGGCGAGGCGGCACGGCGCGUCGCUGCUCGUGCUGGGCCAGCGCCGGCGCCGCGCGGUGGCGCGGUGGCUGCAGGCGCUGUGGCGGCGGAGGCGGCGCGGGGGCUCCCCCGGCGGCGGCGGCGGGAUGGUGGAGCACUGCAUCGAGCACGCGCCGUGCGCGGCGCUGGCCGUGCGGCGGAGGAGCUCCGGCGGUUACCUCGUCUCCAGCAAGCGCCACAAGGACUUUUGGCUCCUCGCCUAGUCCAACAACUCAUUACCGAUCGGCAGCUUCCUCUUCUCUUGAAAUGGAAAAAGAAAUUGUCAGCUGGUAGUAGCUUAAUCAUGAGCGAGUUCGGCUAUCAUCUGGCUGGUGAUGCUGCAAAGCAAUCCAACGGCAAACAGUUAACCAAACUGCACGUUGAUUCAAACGACUGUUCGGUGUGGUGUGUAAAAGUAAAACACUCCAUUUUCUGCCCAAAA
Panicum hallii is the source of this 1063-nucleotide messenger RNA. RefSeq lists its product as uncharacterized. The record is from RefSeq and is a predicted model, not a curated record. NCBI's taxonomy places the organism in Eukaryota, Viridiplantae, Streptophyta, Magnoliopsida, Poales, Poaceae. The transcript is spliced from 3 exons. Bases 51 to 845 code for a protein of 264 amino acids.